AACCAUCUCAAAAUGAGAGAAGAACCUUUCUUCCAGUGCCGUUUCUUGGCUUCUUGUCUCAUCUUCUUCUUCUUCGUCCAUCUUCCUCAAGCUUUCACUUACAAUGCUCAUCUCAUCAACCCAUGCUCCGCACAUGGGUUUCCUCCCAUUUUUAACCCAAGGCUCUUAAAAGCUUACAAAGCCCUUCAAUCAUGGAAACACACUAUAACUUCAGACCCAAAUGGCUUCACUUCUAAUUGGUGUGGUCCUAAUGUUUGUAACUACACGGGUGUGUUCUGUGCACCGGCUUUAGACAACCCUUACAUCUCAACCGUAGCCGGUAUAGACUUAAACCGGGCCAACAUCGCCGGUUAUCUCCCGGUAGAGCUCGGUCUCUUAACCGAUCUCGCCUUAUUCCAUAUCAAUUCCAACCGUUUUGAAGGUCAACUCCCUAAAUCUCUAAACUGCCUCAAGCUUCUUCAUGAGCUUGACGUCAGCAACAACAAACUCUCCGGCGAGUUUCCGUCCGUAAUCUUCUCUUUACCUUCUUUGAAGUUUCUUGACAUUAGGUUUAAUGAGUUCUACGGCGAUGUUCCUAGCCAACUCUUUGACCUAACCCUAGACGCUCUCUUCAUUAACAACAACAAGUUCCGGUUUAGGCUACCGAAAAACAUCGGAAACUCUCCUGUUUCGGUUCUUGUGUUAGCCAACAACGAUCUCCAAGGAUCUUGUCUACCUCAGAGUUUCUACAACAUGGGGAAAACAUUGCACGAGGUUAUUCUCACGAAUAGUCAGAUUGGCGGUUGUUUAAACCGGGAAGUCGGUUUGCUAAACCAGUUAACCGUUUUCGACGUGAGUUUCAACAACUUAGUAGGUUCGUUGCCGGAGACUAUGGGUGAUAUGAAGAGUUUAGAGCAGUUAAACAUCGAAAACAACAAAUUCUCCGGUUACAUUCCGGAGAGUAUCUGCCGGUUACCGAGUCUAGAGAACUUCACUUACUCGUAUAACUUCUUCUCAGGAGAGCCACCGGUUUGCUUGAGGCUUCAGGAGUUUGAUGAUCGUGGAAACUGUUUACCUUUAAGACCAAUGCAACGGUCUCCCGCAGAAUGUAAAUCUUUUUCUUCUUAUCCUAUCAAUUGUGCUUCUUUCGGCUGCUCUCCGCCUAGUCCACCUCCUCCUCCACCACCAUCGCCACCACCACCACCACCAUAUGUGUAUCCGUCGCCUCCUCCGCCACCAUAUGAGUAUCCUCCACCACCGUGUGCUCUUCCAACACCGGUGCAUUACUAAUGUUUCUGUUGGUUAUAUGUGCAUCCAACAGUUGAAACGUGAAACUCCCAUUGUGUUCUACGUUAUGUAACGCUAGUGUUCACUAAAUUGUACUUUUCUCUGUAUUUUCUUUAAUUUUUUUUUUUAAAUUGAGUUAAGUGUUGUGAGGAACAUUUUUAGUUAUGUGAAAAUUGAUGGGAGUUGUGUGUAAUCUGGCAAGAAAGAUCUGUUGGAUAGUUAUUUGGAGUGGAUGCUUUAGUGUUCGUCAAUUCAAACACCAUAAUUGGUUCUAAACAUAUGAUUUGUUUUAGUCACAUUUUCAUCGACGUUAUGGCAUUUACUGUAAGCAUUAU
Eruca vesicaria subsp. sativa (arugula) is the source of this 1601-nucleotide messenger RNA. Lineage: Eukaryota; Viridiplantae; Streptophyta; Magnoliopsida; Brassicales; Brassicaceae. The record is from the annotation of a GenBank genome assembly.